This is a messenger RNA of Rhododendron vialii, 2087 nucleotides long. Its product is annotated as pyruvate kinase 1, cytosolic. Bases 206 to 1789 code for a protein of 527 amino acids. The record is from RefSeq and is a predicted model, not a curated record. Gene Ontology annotation, cellular component: cytoplasm. Gene Ontology annotation, biological process: glycolytic process. The transcript is spliced from 16 exons. Lineage: Eukaryota; Viridiplantae; Streptophyta; Magnoliopsida; Ericales; Ericaceae. Gene Ontology annotation, molecular function: pyruvate kinase activity; magnesium ion binding; potassium ion binding.
CCGAAAAAGGCCAAGGAAACAAGCAUAUUCUCUUGGUCAAACCUUCUUCGUUCUGUACCUAACCCCUCGUCGGCUGAUUCACGCUAAUACUCCUCUCUCUCUCUCUCUCUCUCUCUCUCUCAAACAUAACAUCACAGCAAAUCUCUGUUCUCUUCGCAGUUGUCGAAAAAUCAGACUCUCCGUCAAUCGAUCAUCAUCAGCAAAAAUGCAUGCGAAUCACCUACUUCUCGAAGAGCCGAUCCGUAUGGCUUCCAUCCUCGAGCCUUCAAAAUCCAGUUUCUUCCCUGCAAUGACGAAGAUCGUGGGGACUUUAGGCCCCAGGUCUCGAUCCGUCGAGGUUAUCUCUGGCUGUCUCCAAGCUGGAAUGUCUGUGGCUCGAUUUGACUUUUCGUGGGGGGACCCUGAGUAUCACCAGGAGACUUUGGAAAAUAUGAGGGCCGCUGUGAAGAAAACAACAAAGCUUUGUGCUGUUAUGCUAGAUACAGUGGGUGCCGAGUUGCAGGUUGUCACCAACACUGAGAAAUCUAUUUCACUAGAGGAGGAUGGUAUAGUUGUUCUAACCCCUGAUCAAGGUCAUGAAGCCUCUUCUGCAGUGUUGCCCAUCAACUUUUCUGGACUGUCAAAGGCAGUGAAGAAAGGAGACACAAUCUUUAUCGGUCAAUAUCUCUUUACAGGAAGUGAGACUACUUCAGUUUGGCUGGAGGUAAAUGAAGUGAAAGGAGAAGAUGUGGUUUGUGUGAUAAAGAAUUCUGCAACAUUGGCUGGCUCAUUGUUCACCCUCCAUGUCUCUCAAAUUCAUAUCGAUUUGCCUACCCUCACUGAGAAAGAUAAAGAGGUCAUUAGUACGUGGGGUGUUAAAAACAAGAUUGACUUCCUCUCACUGUCAUAUACUCGUCAUGCAGAAGACGUCCGUGAAGCACGUGACUUCCUAUCUAAGCUUGGUGAUCUCAGCCAGACCCAUAUUUUUGCAAAGAUUGAGAAUGUAGAGGGUUUGACCCACUUUGAUGAAAUCCUACAAGAAGCAGAUGGGAUUAUCCUUUCUCGUGGAAAUCUUGGCAUAGAUCUCCCACCUGAGAAGGUGUUCUUGUUUCAAAAGGCUGCUCUUUACAAGUGUAACAUGGCUGGAAAACCUGCAGUUGUGACUCGUGUUGUAGAUAGUAUGACUGGCAAUCUUAGACCAACUCGUGCAGAAGCAACCGAUGUUGCCAAUGCUGUACUGGAUGGAACGGAUGCGAUUCUUCUUGGUGCUGAGACUUUGCGGGGAUUGUACCCUAUAGAGACAAUUUCUAUUGUUGGUAAAAUUUGUGCCGAGGCAGAGAAGGUUUUCAACCAAGAUCUGUAUUUUAAGAGGACUGUAAAAUAUGUUGGAGAACCAAUGAGCCACUUGGAAUCCAUUGCUUCCUCUGCGGUACGAGCUGCCAUUAAGGUGAAGGCAUCUGUUAUUAUUUGCUUCACCUCAUCUGGAAGGGCUGCAAGAUUAAUUGCGAAGUAUAGGCCCACAAUGCCUGUUAUAUCUGUCGUCAUUCCUCGGCUCAAAACAAAUCAACUAAAGUGGAGCUUUAGUGGUGCAUUUGAGGCGAGGCAGUCCCUAAUAGUCAGAGGUCUAUUCCCCAUGCUUGCUGAUCCUCGACAUCCUGCUGAGUCUACAAAUUCGACGAACGAGUCGGUUCUGAAGGUUGCACUUGAUCAUGGAAAGGCCUCUGGGGUAAUAAAGUCGCAUGACCGAGUAGUUAUUUGCCAGAAGGUUGGGGAUUCAUCCGUCGUUAAGAUUAUUGAGCUUGAGGAUUAGAAUGCUUGGCUUUCUGUCGUUUAGCCAUUCUGUUCGCUAUUUUUGGACAUGGUGGUGAACUUUAUUGCCGUCCCUUGUGAGGUUCAGAAUUGGUGGUUUUGGACACAACUUAAUAUAAUUCCACACAGGAUGAAUGGAACACUGGGCAAUUUCCUGCUUAACAUUGCAGUGAUGGAAAUUAUGCCUGUGACUCUAAUUUUUGUUCAAUUUUCCAAUGCAUUUACACGUUGAAUGGCAUAAUUAAAUUGUUUUGGCCUUUGGGUGUUGCACCCAUGAACAUCCUUCUGGUUUUGCCGAA